Molecule: messenger RNA, 951 nt
Organism: Pseudomyrmex gracilis
Lineage: Eukaryota; Metazoa; Arthropoda; Insecta; Hymenoptera; Formicidae
Exons: 8
Coding region: 1-951 (316 amino acids)
Biological process (GO): detection of chemical stimulus involved in sensory perception of smell; sensory perception of smell
Cellular component (GO): plasma membrane
Molecular function (GO): odorant binding; olfactory receptor activity
Source: RefSeq, a predicted model, not a curated record
AUGGAAGGUUCAAAUAAUUUCACGUAUCAAAGUGCUUCUUGUUGCAAAGAUAAAAUUGCUAAUAACGCAGAUUACGAGUGGGCAGUAAAAUUAAAUCGAUAUAGCUUAAAUCUGAUCGGGCUCUGGCCUACGUCUCGGCAAACUCAGCGAGAUAACUUAAUAUGCAAUUUACUGAUAGAUAACAUGCAGAUUACUUUACCUAUAAUUUGGGCAGUUUUAAAACUUGUUAUCUUUUGGUGGAAGAAACCAGAUGUCAAACUGCUGAUAGAUAUAAUCGCGUACGAUUGGAUGAAAACGAAAACGUCUCAUGAGAGAAUGAUAAUGAUCUCGAGAGCACAAACUGCGCGAAUAAUUCUUAUAUGUGGAUACAGCAUGUUCGCGAUGGGUUUGUUGGCCGUAAAUGUUUUACCUAUCUUCGGUUACUCAGUAAGAUACGUAACAAAUAUCACCGAUCCCGGCAGACUGUUGCCAUUGCAGACUAUACCCUAUUCAAGCAUAGACAAUUUUCUCAGUCUCUCGAUAUUCCAUAUCUCCGGUCAGUUGGAUAUAUUGGAAAACCAACUUGCAAAUCUGAAUAAUAAUACGAAUUACGUUGUUAUUCUAAAAAACUGUAUAACAGAUCAUGUUCGUCUGCUUAGAGCCAUCACUAUUAUAGAAGAUAUAUUUAAUGUAAUAUUGUUCAUGGUGUUCAUAUACUUCGGUAUGAUCUUCGUCAUUCAAGGUGUUUAUAUGAUGAGUUGCGGUCGAAUUCAUGAUGCUGCAUAUUGCAAUGAAUGGUAUAGUCUGCAAUUUAAAGAUAUGCGAAAUUUGAUUCUUGUAAUGGCAAAAACAAACAAGUCUCUCUAUCUUACAGCCGGUAAAGUGUUUCCGUUAACAAUGAGCACAUUUUGCAAUUUAUUAAAAACAUGCGCUGGUUACAUCUCCGUAUUGUUUACGACAAGAAAUUUAUAA